UUGACAGGCGCAGACACACACACACACACACACAGCCAGUCAAAACGAACCACCUCGUCCGACAAGAAAUACAGUUGCUUGGGGAGUCCUUUUUCAGCAUUAAUGCUCCAUUUUCAGACAUAAAGAUGGCAUCCCCACAGCCCGCUAGCCCGCCUCUUACAGAGCAGUACACCCCUCCAGCACGAGAUGAGGAGACUCAACAAGAGGAGGAGGCAGCCAGGGAUCCGCCUGUGAAAAAGCGAGGUAGAGGCCGUCCUCCGAAAUCCAAACAGUCAUUCAAGUGCUCAUCUUGCACAGAGUUCUUCAUAAGUGUGUUGGCACUGCGCAGCCACAAGCUUUCAGCGCAUGUGAGGGAGCACGCAUGUACUCAGUGCACUAAAACGUUCUCCAGCAAGGCUCAACUGUCAAAACACGAGAACACCCACUCGGCCCAGCGACCUUUUCAGUGCCCCGACUGUCACAAGGCGUACAAGACACCCACCGAGCUGCGCAACCACAGCCGCUCUCACACUGGAGAGAAACCGUUCAUUUGCACUGAAUGCGGGAAGGCCUUCAUGCAGGCGAUAUGCCUGAAGAUUCAUAUGACGCAGCACAGUGGUGAGCGCCCUUACUCGUGUCGCCAGUGCUCCAAGAGCUACCCCACUUUGUCCAAACUCAAGGUGCACAUGCGCUCUCACACAGGAGAGAAGCCGUACUUUUGCGGUGAGUGCGGCAAGAGUUUUGCUGACCCCUCUGUGUUCCGUAAGCACAGAAGGAACCACCAGGGUCAUCGUCCGUAUGCCUGCAACGAAUGUGGCAAAACCUACACGGAGCUGAAGGACUUGAAGAACCACGAGCGCUCCCACACAGGAGAGAAACCCUUCCUGUGCUCCGACUGCGGCAAGGCCUUCUCGCGGUCGUCCUCAUUGGUCUGCCACCAGCGCAUCCACUCCCAGAACAAACCCUAUCACUGCGAGCAGUGCGGCAAAGGCUUCACCCAGCUGUCGUCCUAUCAGUCUCAUCUCCGCACGCACUCCGGAGAGAAGCCCUUCCUUUGUCCGCAGUGCGGCAAGAUGUUCUCUGACCCGUCCAGUUUCCGGCGGCACCAGCGAGCCCACCUUGGAUUCAAGCCCUACCCCUGCGAUAAAUGCUCUAAAAGAUUCCGACAGCCGGCGGAUUUGGCCGUGCAUGAACGGGUUCACUCCGGAGAGCGGCCUUAUAAAUGUCAGAGCUGCGACAAGGCCUUUGUGGCAUCUUGGGACCUGCGGCGCCACAUGCUCGUCCACACGGGUCUUAGGCCCUUUUCAUGCACAGAGUGUGACAAAUCGUUUACAGAGCGCUCCAGCCUCAACAAGCACCGCCGCGUGCACUCGGGAGAGCGUCCGUUUAAAUGCGGGGAGUGUUUAAAGUCGUUUGUGGUGUCCUCCAGCCUGCGCAAACACGAGAGGACUCAUGUGGUGGAGCAACAGCAGCAGAGACAAGAACCAGAGGAGGCAGCAGGCUUCAGCAGCCACACCACCCUCCCUCAGUUCUCCUGCACUCACUGCGACACCACCUUUGCCACAUGGGAUGAAGUCCAAGUGCACGAGAAUCUCCAUGCCGUGGACCAAGCCCAUCCGAGCGCGGGGAAGACAGCGGGCUUGCACACGUGCGGGACCUGCCAGGUGGAGUUCACGCAACUGGCAGACCUGCAGGAGCACGAGAAGCAGCACCCAAAGCCCAGGCCUCAUGUGUGCCCCAGUUGCGGCAAAGGCUUCCUCAACCGGGCCGGCCUGCGCAAACAUCAGAAGAUCCACUCAAGCAGCAAACCUCAUAGUUGCUCCCACUGCGGGAAAGCCUUCCUGUUCCCUGCCUACCUGCGCAAGCACUUACGGACUCACCAGGCCACCUCACUCAAAGACUUAAACAUCAUCCACACUGACCCGCUGCCCUCUCCUUCGGCACCCCCUAAUGAGUCGCCCCAAAGCACUGUGGAGGCCAGCAGCAUCUCUCUGACAGUCCCUGCCACCGUGUCUGCUGCCAGUUUUCAGACUCUACCCGACUACUUAAUCAAGGAAGAAGGACUUGACACAUGCUCAACCAGUGUCCUUAAAUAGUUUUUUUCUGAAAGGCCACAUUAAUGCUUUGUCUUGUAUAGCUGUCAUUAUUGUGGUGUUAAAGUUUUAAAAAAUCCACCUUGUACGAAAACAUGGCUUCUCACCAGAAUUUAGAUGGCUUUUGUACAAAAAGUCACACACAGAAAAAAGUACACUUAGAAUAUAAGACGACCUCUCCUUUUUUGGAAAAAUAUUUGAAGAUCAAAUCCAAGUCAGUAUGAGUGAAAUAACUCUACAUAUACUAUAUCAUAUAGAGCAAUAUAGAGCCAGAGCCAGCCAUUAAGUUUUGACAUUGAUCAAAUAAAUAUGGACUUUUUUUUUAAAAAUAAUGUAUUUCUUAGUGUCAGUCUUCAGAUUUCACCCUUCAUGUCUAUCUUUUUCCACGGACAUUGCCUUUAUUUUAUCAGGGUCGUUUUUCUUUAUUCAGUUCGAACUUAAUGGCAGUGAUUUGGCGUGACUGGGCUAGGAGUGUGUGAAUCACUUCAAGGCUUCAUGGAUUACCAUUAUCAAAUAUUAGCCUCAUAACUCCUCCUACAGUAUGUUGUUUGCUAACUUGCUAACAAUGUUUGAGACACAGUGGAUCUCGGGGUCAGGAUCUCAUCCCAAGUCAGUGGUGUGUGUGAGUGACAGGUUGAAAAUCUCUUGCUCCUCUGCCACCUGUUGGUUUGCAUAUAUAAACCUCUAGACCAGGGGUCACCAACGUUUUUUCUUGUGAGAGCUACUUUUAGAAAAUGAAAAUGGCCACAAGCUACUCAUUUUCGUAGAAAUCAUUUUCAUACCUUAUUUCAACCCAAACAAAGCAAAUAUGCUUGUUUUACCAAAACAUUCAUAAAAUUCUGGUAUCUACAACUCACAUUUUAUGUUUCAGAAUACUUUUUUUUCUAGUGUUCUCACAUUAUUAACUGAAAACCUGAAUGAAAAUGAAUGAAAAGCAGGCCUGCGGGCGCCUCAUGUGGUUGUGGGGGGGCUACCUGGUGCCCGCGGGCACUGUGUUGGUGACCCCUGAUCUAGACCCUGAAGCGACUUGUCUUUUUCAGAAUUUUUUCUUAUACCGGGUCAAUAUCGUAAUUUGUUUAAUGAAACUUAAGACUGUAAAAGAUUGCACUGUCAGCUUUGACUGAAACUUUCCAACUUUUUCUAGGAUUUCUUACGAAAUAUUUGCCUUCCUUGUGUGUAGUAAUUUCCUAAUUACGCGAUGUUACAUGCAUGUUGUAUGUCCAUCUCUUUACAUUUUUUCCAUAAUUUCAUUUCCUACAGCAACAUUUGCUUCAACUGAAUUUUGCAGUUGUAAUUCACAACUGUUUUACUGUGGAAGUAUUCAUAUUGAGUAACAUCUGACAAGUAUUCAACAAGAGGAAUAAAACCAAAGUCAAAUUUGA
This is a messenger RNA of Dunckerocampus dactyliophorus (ringed pipefish), 3454 nucleotides long. It is a transcript of the gene znf668, whose product is annotated as zinc finger protein 668. The transcript is spliced from 2 exons. The coding region runs from base 126 to 2075 and encodes 649 amino acids. The record is from RefSeq and is a predicted model, not a curated record. NCBI's taxonomy places the organism in Eukaryota, Metazoa, Chordata, Actinopteri, Syngnathiformes, Syngnathidae.